Ostrea edulis (European flat oyster) is the source of this 462-nucleotide messenger RNA. RefSeq lists its product as uncharacterized. The transcript is spliced from 4 exons. The record is from RefSeq and is a predicted model, not a curated record. The coding region runs from base 7 to 339 and encodes 110 amino acids. NCBI's taxonomy places the organism in Eukaryota, Metazoa, Mollusca, Bivalvia, Ostreida, Ostreidae.
UGUGUCAUGAUCACAGAUUACGCAUCUACACAUAUAAUAUUCGAUUAUGUCAACGUGAGCAUUAAGUAUCGGGGCAGCAAUGUAGGAAUUGGAUUUAACAAUGGAACUCUUGUAAGAAACCCAUACUCCUUAAGUCCUAGUACACAUCAGAUGAGCACCCAAAUCGGGAAUACAGGAUUGUUUGGACUUUGGUUCUACACAGUGACCCAGGAUACAAGGAAAGAAGAGGUCUAUGUAACAGAUGUUGUUGGGAUUGUCUUGGGCGUACUGCUAGCUGUCGUGUCUAUUAUUUCUGUGGUUCUGUGUGUGAUAGCUGCUCAUUUUAGAACACAGCGGUAAAGUUUAAAUACAUCUCCAUUCAUUGAUCUUUUUACGAAAGGAAUUUUCCUGAAUGGAUGGUACAAAUACCGUAUAGCGGGGUUUUCCGCGGGGUUAUAAUUUUGGCUUAUUUUAGCGGGUAAG